Molecule: messenger RNA, 7070 nt
Organism: Zeugodacus cucurbitae (melon fly)
Lineage: Eukaryota; Metazoa; Arthropoda; Insecta; Diptera; Tephritidae
Gene: DCP2
Exons: 5
Coding region: 799-3573 (924 amino acids)
Biological process (GO): deadenylation-dependent decapping of nuclear-transcribed mRNA; nuclear-transcribed mRNA catabolic process, nonsense-mediated decay
Cellular component (GO): cytoplasm; P-body
Molecular function (GO): manganese ion binding; RNA binding; 5'-(N(7)-methylguanosine 5'-triphospho)-[mRNA] hydrolase activity
Source: RefSeq, a predicted model, not a curated record
GUUAUAACAACGGGAAAGUGAAUUUAAAGCAACUGAAAAGUUUGAUAUUUGAGUAGGAAACAAAAUAUUGAGAAGCUUAGUUGUAAAUAUAGGAAGCUGUGCUACAGAGUGGAUAAAAACGAAAUACAAUAUAAUAAUAUACUUCUGUGGGUUCGAAGAAAAAAUUUUGUUCCCUGGGUCGCCAUUUAGAAAGUGUAUAAAUAUACCAAUACUAAAGCAGUGCUUAUAUUAGUGGAGAGUGUGGAAUGUAAGGGUGUGAAGGAGUUGCCAUACUCAUAGACAAGAUACAUUUUGGAGAUUUGUUUCAACCCUGUAUUAUGGAUAGCUCUCCACAAAAUUGGCUCUGAAAGAAAAUAAAAAACAUAGAAAAUAAAAACAAAUUGAAAUUACUGAAAUAUCCCAUCAAGCCCAACAAGCAGUGAAGUGGAUCGGUUGUGUAUGUUUAAGUUUGAUACUUUUUUUCGGCUACAUCGUUCUAAGUGUAGAUACUAAUAAAUUUUUAAAGAAGUUGUGGUGCGUAAAAGAAUUAAAAUAAUAUUCAAAUCUGGAAUUUCAAAGGAAAAACGUAGUUGUAUUAUCACCUCUACUCGUUUCUUACAAAAAUUAUAAUCGUCGGGUCAAAUUAACUCGCUGAUAUUUUGACGAGAAGCUAAUCGGGAAAAAUUGCGUUUUUUGUUUUGUUGUUCGGGAAGUUUUUAGCAACAAUUUUGCGCGAAUUCAACAAGCAUUUAGAAAACAAGUCAAAACAAUUAAGCUGAAAACCAGAAAAAAGGAAAAAUAAGUAGAUCUGGACAAGUUAUGGAAGUAGCAUUAAAUUCGGUUGUUGCGUCUUCGACGCAUAAGUAUACCUUGUUGGAUGGAAGAUAUCCGACAUUGUUGGAAAGUAAUAAUAGUAUUUGCAACAAAAAAAUUAAUAUAGCAAAUAACGGCGUCAGUCAAAGCAUUUUAAAUUUUUUUGGGUCACCUCAGAAAUGUAGGUAUAAUGGAGGUUUAACAUCUAAUGAUGCGUAUACAUUAGAGUCACUAAUGCUUAAAAACGCACUGAAUAUGAAUAACAACAAUGACGACGUAAUCGAUGUUCACCAAUUGAUUGAAAACCAAAAAAGUCAAUAUAAAUUACUCCAGUGCAAUAAUACUGAUCUGCAGCCUAAAACUCUCCUAACAACUACAACUGACUUAUUGGCUGCUUUAAAAAUAACAAAUACAACUAACAAAAUAAUUAAAAAUAGACACAACAGUUCAAAUGCAUCGAACUUUUCGACAUCACCACCAUCAACGCCGUUAUCAACAUCGUUAACUGUAGAUACAUUAUCAACAACGAAUUCUUCAAUAAGUUCAACAUUGAAAGCAGUCUCAACUGGAACACCACCAAGCAACAACUCUGUGGUUAAUAAAGUCACCAAGAAUGGUUUACAAAUUCCGUCCGACAUACUUGAUGAUUUGGCAAGUCGUUUUAUUAUCAAUAAUCCUGAUAUGGAAUUGAGCAAUUUUAUUCGGAUUUGCUUUCAAAUUGAGUUAGCGCAUUGGUUUUACUUGGAUUUCUUUUGUGCUGCGGUUGGAGAUCAGCCCCACCAUGAAGAAUUAAGAAAGCGGAAAUUACCAACAUGUGGUAUGAAGCAGUUCGCGAUACAGAUAUUUCAGCAUAUUCCAUUUCUACGAGAACACGUAUCGUCUAUCGAUCAAAUAUUAGAUGAUUGGAAGAAUUAUAAACUCGCAGUUCCCACAUUUGGGGCUAUCUUAAUAUCUGAGGAUCUCAAUUAUUGCCUUUUAGUGCAAUCAUAUUUUGCAAAAUGUUCAUGGGGCUUUCCGAAAGGUAAAGUCAAUGAGAACGAAGAUCCGGUACAUUGUGCCACAAGAGAAGUAUAUGAAGAGACUGGCUACGAUAUUACGAAAUUAAUAGUACCAAAUGACUACAUUGAGGCUGUUAUCAAUUAUCAAUAUACACGCUUGUAUAUAGUGCGCGACGUAUCACUUGAUACGCAAUUCUCACCGCGAACUCGCAAUGAGAUAAAAUGCUGUGAUUGGUUUCCGAUUGACUCGCUACCUAUCAAUAAAAAUGAUGCCAUAUCAAAAGCCAAAUUGGGUAUAAACGCCAAUUCAUUUUUUAUGAUAAUACCAUUUGUUAAACGGCUUAAGAAGUGGGUGAAUGACAAGCGCGCGGGAAUCGAGACUAGACGUAAAUUUUCAGGUGGUGGCAGAAGCACCUCGCCCGAAUCAAUGAAUUCACCAACAUCGCAGUUGACAACAUUAACGGCAGCCGCCGGCACUACAGUAGGUGGAAGCAAUCAAAAUAGUUAUAACCAAAAGCAAACAAAUGUGAAUAAUAGCAGUAAGAAGAAUAAACAACAUACAAAUAAUAAUAAUGAUGAUAAGCAUAAAGCUUCAAAUAACAAUGGUGGCAAUAACCAUGGCGUAAAUGCCACACCAACAAGUACCAAUAAAAACAAUAGUAAUCGUUCAAAAAGACAACGCCAUAAAUCUAUGGGGGAUUUGGAUUGUAAUUCAAAUAACAAUUUUAAAAAUUCAACUCACGCAACAGCUGUUUCCGAUGACGUUGAAUCGUCGACCGAAUUAACAGUAAAGGUCGGAGACUCCGGCAACUGCAGAACGGUAUCCAACCACAAACGCAAUGGUAACCCAGCAAAACAUCUUGCUGCCGGCAGCAACAAUAACAACGGUGCAGGCUGCACUUCAUCAAAACGCCAAUUGUUUCACAGUCAAAGUCAAAAUGGCAACAACCAAAGUGGAGAAAAGAUUGUCAGCUCCUUCGAUUUGAUACGCAAAGAGAAACAACAGCAAUUGAAAGCAGCUGCUCAAGCUGAAAAAGCGGCAAAAGCACAAAAACAACAACAACAACAACAGCAACAACAACAGCAACAAUCGCAGGGCAAUGCCAAUUGUAAUAAUAGUGGACGGGUACGUGCCAAAUCGCAGGGAGAUAAAAUGUGCGUACAACAACAACAACAGCACCAACAAAAUACGAAUAAAAAUAAUAACACCAACAAUAAUAAUGGUGGCAACAACAAACAUCGUGUACAAAAACAACUUUCAAUGAUUAUUGUCAACUCAAAUGCAACAGCCAAUAAUGAUAACAACAAGAGCAAUCAUAACAACAACAAUGCCACCCACAACACUGCCACCCAAAGCACUAGAGUUGCAACAACCAGCCAAACAACACCAACGGCAACCUGCUCUGGCGUAGAGCUAUUGGCAUUUGCUGCAAAAUCAGCAGCAGCUCCCAGUAUGACCGCAGCGACGCAUUCGGCUCAGAAGCCCCGUCCGGCAUCAGUAAAUUUGCAUUUCGCCACAUCCCCAACACCGGUGACCGGACAAGCCACACAACAAUUGCAACGCAUGGCUUCGGGUACGAAUCUGCGCAUACUGAACCGCAGCACAUCCCAUCAACCACAGACGGAGCAGCAAAACUCGCAGACAAAGGCAAAGCAGUCACAACAAUUCGACAACAAUCAAGUGCAACGCCAGCAGCAAGCACAGUUGAAAUUCACACCAAGUUUCAAUUCCUGGACGAAUUUUUCAUUUACAAAGAAUUUGAUUGCAAACGUAUUUUGUUAGAAGCACACAACAACAAGUCAAUCUAGUGUGUAGAAGCAUUACUGAUUGAUUGAUUGAGUGAAGGACGAGUGAGAGGUGAAAGCGGAAUUGUAUGCAUGAUUUUUUAGGUUAAGUAUGCCGAGCGGGUGUCCCAUUGGUGGGGGGAGCAUAAGAAGUUAAAAUUCUUGUAUUUGAUAACGAAAUUUUUACGAUAUUUUUACAACGAAUAUGAGGAAAAUUUUCAAAAAUAUUGAAACGCAUGUUAUUGAAUAGCGAUUUUAUGCGAUGCAUGGUGAUAUCUGCGAUAUGCGGCAACAAUAUGUAUAUAAUGUACCAGAAAUUGAACGGACAUUACUCACAUUGAAUGAAGCACACUUAUUUGAAAUAUGCUGCAGUGAAUUUUAGCUUUUUAUGUUUUACCGCGCCAACACUACACUACGUGGCUGUAGCAGUUUUUUUUCAACUAAGUGUACCUACUACAAAACUACUACUUUAUUUAUAUUGAUUUUUUUCUCAACUAAUUUGAUAAUUUUUCUCUUCAUUUUUCAUUUUGUAAAACUGAAGCAUACAGACGAAAUUCAAGCUUGAUUUCUAAUUUCUAAUUUUAGUUUACUUACUUUACUUUAUAAUUACAAAAAUACUUUACUUUUCUUGCUAUUUUUGGGAGAAUUACGAUUUUCCAAUACUCAUACACAUAUGUAUGUGUGUGAAACCUUAACAUGUAGUACAUUGUGAAAUUUAAGUUAAUUUCCAAUGCAGAAAUUUUAGGAUAAUUAUAAAUCAGUUGUUGAAAAUGCCACCUACAAAUAGUGAGAAACCGCUAGACGACUAAUUAAUAGGUAGGCCUAAGCGUAUAUAUGUGUAGCCAUAAAUUGAUGGUGUAUAUGUAAUAAUCAACCAACCAACUCAACCAUCAUUUUCAUUCCAUCAACGCGCUCUACCAACGCCUUGUGAUAGUACAAUAAAUUUUACUUUUAGUUUUAAUGAUAAAUCAUGUAUGUACUGAAAUGUAAACAAAAAGUGCAAAGUAACUUGUCGUAUGCAGAAAUGAAAUGCCUAUUUUUGUCGCUCUAAAUAUGAACAAAAAGAAAAAUGCUCUUAUUAAGCUCUUCCAUUAGCAAUAAUGAAGUUUAAUUUCAGUACAAAUUUUCUUGCUGUUUUCAUGUGGCAUUUUUGAGCGCAAAAUAUUAAUAAUUGUACAAAUGUACCUCGAGUUGAUUGCAUUUUUUACUACUACUAAAUAUUACUCAUAUGAUUAUGUGCAACAAAUUUCCAUGAACAAGAAACACAUAUUUUUUGUUUGUGCUUUGUAAUAAUAUUCAGCUUUUACAGUUGUGAGUUCCUUUCCUUUCUAGUUUUUUAACUUUCGACAUGAGUUUAAAGUGCAAAAUUACUUAGAAUACAAAUAAAUAUUGUAUAGAAAAUGAAUGAAACGACGAACACAGCGUAGGCAUGUACAUACGAGUAAUGCGAGCAUGAAGUUUAAUUACUGUAUAGUUUGAAGUCACCCUUUACACGAACACUUGAGUUGGCUUUAAGUUGAAUGCAAACAUUUUCACACUUGAUACAAUUUCAAUCUUAAUUUUAGUUUUAGUUUUAAAUUCAACAUUUUUUAGUAUCAUUUUCUACACUUUUAAGUUAAAGAAGUGCGAAUAUUUUUUGUUAUAACAUUUAUAUUCGCCAAAACAAAACCAAAUUUAAAUUUUAUAAAUUUGGCGGUAGAAGUCAGGAGGGCGACGGGGUCGGUAUCAAAUGUGUUUACACUUUUUAUUAUUUUACACCCGAGUGCAAAUUGUUUAUUUUUUAUGCAAUGAAUUUUAAUCGUUUUGACACGCAUGCGCGCAAAUGAACGCAUGUGCUACUGUUACAACCAAACAUAAGUUUUUAAGUAUAUAGACUGGCUAAGGAUAAGGAAGUUUUUUAUGGAAAUUUUCUCUACAAAAAACAAACUUUAUUAUAAUUGAAUUCUACUUUUAUCAUUUUAGUUUGAAAAUGCAAUAAUACUAUCUAAUUUUAUUUUGUGUAUAUUUUACUGUUAAUGCUAAAAAGUGCAAGCACACUUGAUACCAAAAUGCGCCAAAUACCAUGUGUCGGUUGUGGAGAACAUUCAAACAUUUCACAUGCAAAACAUAUCGUUUGUUAAUGCUAUGCAAUAACACCUGUGUUUAUAAGACUACAUUUUAAGAUUUAGUUUUAUAAAAGAUUUUAAUUACAAAUAACAUAUAGAAUGUGAACGUGGUCGCUACAACUGGCACACGUUGAUUUGGCGUAAAAAAAAAAAACUAAAAAAUCCAAAAAAAAAUAUGCUCACUCCACACAAUUCAAAUAGUACGUAAAAUAAAACAGUCCACUCAUUAAACCAUUGGCCAAACUAAAAACCAAAAAUCCCACAUUUCGCAAUAGUUUCAUAGUGAGCAAAAUCCGACACGACAAAACGAACAUUAAAGCAAUAGAAAAAAUUUGACAAAGUACAAAAUAAAAGACGAAUUUGUUACAUACUUUAAUAAUUGACUGACGCUUUUUUAAAUUCAACUAACAAAAUAUUCAAAUAAAUUUGCAGCCAACUUUAAAUUCGAAAAAUAGUUUUUUUUAAAUAAUUUCAUUAAUAUUUUGUGCAAUUACAAGUACUUAGAUAUUCAAAGCUUUUAAUACUCUUAUUAGCAACCUUUUGCCUUUUCAAUUAAUUUCAAUUAAUCAUGUAAAUUAGCAGCAGUGCAAAUUUAGUUGUCACCUGUGUGCGUAGAAGGAGUAAAUGCUUUAAUAUUUUUUUAGGUUAAAAAUACGCGGAAAUAUUUCAGUAACACCAACACCUUGUUAACAACAAACACAUUACAUUGUAUAUCUAACAGCUAUGCGUUAAAAUUGCUUUAAGUACGUUUAUUUAAUAGUGAAUUGUUGUUAUUGAGCGUAAUUACAUGCAAUGAUGUGAUAAGCCCAAAGAGCUAAUACUUACUAUUACUAAAUUUAGAAAUUAUUAAACUCAAAUUAGUUAUACAUACCUAUAUACAUACAUAUAUAUAUAUAUGAAAAUUUAAAUUUUAAAGUUUACAUUGAUACACACAACAAACAACAACAACAACUAUUCAAAAUUGCCAGUCACUAUUACAAAAAUGCUCUAAUAAGUUACAUACAACUACUUUAUAAGAAUUGUUCCCCACUAUCGGCUUCAUUUAUUCAUUUAUACCACUAAAAUACCGUUUAUGUCUGUAAUAAUAAGUUAUUAGCAACCAGCAACUGAAAUAUUAUGUAAGUUAACUACAACGCCAUGAAGCCAUGUAAAAUUACUUUCCAAAAGUAUUUAGACUUUGUUCCUUUUUUUAACGUACAAAAAAAUAUGUUUAUGUGUAAAAAAAAUUGUAUGUAUAUAUAAACUGUUUUGAGGAGAUUGUAUUAUUGUGACACUAAACUAAACAUUGUAAACCAUUUCGAAAAAAUUCUAAAUCAUCUGUGUUAAUAAAAGUCCUUUUUUAUUUUGUACUUUCGAUAACCAAAAAAACAACAACCAACCACCUAAAUAA